Molecule: messenger RNA, 3149 nt
Organism: Paecilomyces variotii
Lineage: Eukaryota; Fungi; Ascomycota; Eurotiomycetes; Eurotiales; Thermoascaceae
Product: fungal-specific transcription factor domain-containing protein
Exons: 5
Coding region: 115-2727 (870 amino acids)
Biological process (GO): regulation of DNA-templated transcription; DNA-templated transcription
Cellular component (GO): nucleus
Molecular function (GO): DNA-binding transcription factor activity, RNA polymerase II-specific; DNA binding; zinc ion binding
Source: RefSeq, a predicted model, not a curated record
GGAAUCAUUCUGGGGCUGGUUUUGCGGUAGGUCUGCGCCGCGUGAAGGCGCAUACUUUCAGUUUGACAGCCCCGCGGCCGGAGCUUCGGUAUCCUCUGCUCUCGCUGUAUCACAAUGCCGAAGGUUCCAGCCUCGACGGAUGCGAUCUCGCGAGCGUCUCACCAGAACGGCAAUCAGGACGGAAUGCGUAGUCCUGAGGAAGACUGGUCUGGUCCAGAUAGUGAUGAACCUGUGGGCCAGAUUGGUUCCAAAGCGUCUCCCGGAUUGAAGAGGAAACGGCCUACCACUGUGUCGUGCGAACUAUGUAAACUGAGAAAGGUCAAAUGUGACCGUGCCCUGCCCAGCUGUGGAUGGUGCUCCAGGAAUAGGCAGCUAUGUGAGUACAAGGAGCGUAAGAAACCAGGCCUGAGGGCAGGAUACGGCAAAGAAUUGGAGCAGCGUCUUGAUAAACUCGAGGCUAUUAUACAGUCGCAAGGUCGUAUAAUCGAUACAUAUAUUCUCCAGAACCAGGCACGUCCCAACCACGAGUUCUUGGAUGGAGGUGCCCUUUCUUCUACAUCUCCUUCGGAACCGUCAGCAAUUCAUGAUCCCAGUCCGCGGGCCACCUUUUCGUUCCACGACCACGCAUCUCUAUCAAUUCCACCUGGGAAUAGUGAUGCCGGUUCCGCUAAUAAGGAGACAACUUUCAUGGCAAGUCCAGCAAAGACUUCAGUUGCCAAUGCAGUCCAACCUCAGAGACGAGACCAUAGACCAUCGUCGACGGAUCUACCACAGGCCAGUGAUAUACCUCAAGAUUACACCAAGAAUGACUCGUCUUUGGACGUCCCGCUAGAGAUAUUUUCUGACCAACGACAAUCCCUUGCGGAUCCAGACCUCGAUCUCCCGCCUUACGACCUGCUUUAUGCCUUGGUGGAUCUCUACUUCGAACACAUCAACGUCUGGUGUCCAAUCCUCCACCGUCGCACCACUCUUGACACCCUUUUUGGGCCAUCUCCUUUGCAGGAAGCAGAUCGUAUUGUUCUGUAUGCGAUUGUCGCCACGACACUUCGCUUUUCCUCCGAUACACGAUUGAAUGAGCGGAAUCGGAAACGAUACUACGAUUCCGCGAAGGAAAAGGUCCUUCUCUACGGUCUUGAGAACUCGUCUGUUCAAUCUCUCCAAGCGCUUGUGAUACUGGCGUUGGACUUUGUCGGCUCAUCGAAUGGUCCACCUGGAUGGAAGCUGCUUGCACUAAUUGCGCGCUCAGUGGUCCAGUUAGGGCUGGCAGUUGAGUCUGGGUCGGUAUUGAUCUCGUCUGUCUAUCCAUCCAUAUAUACACUGCGAGCAGUCAUCCUCCCAGAGCCCGCCAACUGGAUCGAGGAUGAGGGCAGACGACGCCUCUUUUGGUCAGUGUACAUACUAGACCGUUACUCAACUAUAGCAACAGCAUUCGAUUUCGCGCUGGACGACAAGGACAUCGACCGCAGACUACCGUGCAAAGAUGAAUUCUUCUCCAGGAACCAACCAGUCGAGACCAGAAGCUUUCAUCGUCAUCAUAGUCGCACGGACUAUGUGACCAGCCAGUCUCGACAUGUCGGCUGGUUCGGGUUCUACGUCGACAUUCUGGGUAUCCUUUCUCGGAUCCAUAUUUUCUUAAAACGGCCGGUAGAUAUCAGUUCUCUGUCGGACGUCGAGGAAUGGCAGUCUACGUAUCGCAAGCUCGAUAACGAGAUAACUUCGUGGGAGUUUAGCCUUCCGGCGGAAUAUGCCCUCGAGAACGGGUCCCGGUUGUUCACAGCCGCUCGAUCCAGCAGGAAGAUCCAUUGCGGCUGGGUGAUGCUGCACGCGGCAUAUCAAACCGCUGUCAUCCGGCUACACUCGUCAGCAGCAUACCCGACCACCCGCUCUCCCAUAUUCACACCCUCCUACGGCGCCAGCCAACAAUGUCUUAUGGCAGUCGACAACAUCCUCUCACUGAGCCGAUUUGUCCUGAACAACAACAUGCUCGACAGGCUCGGUCCUCCCUUCGCAUUCAGUCUCUGGGUCUCGGCACGCCUUCUCCUCGUCCAUGGCUCAACCAUCGCUCACACCGUCAGUCCAGACAUCGUCUUCUUCGUCGACACCCUCUCCCGCAUGGGCAAGUAUUGGAAAGUCGCAGAGCGAUACAGCACCAUCCUCCAACGCGUCCUCGACGAGUACCGCGAAUAUCAACAAUCCGCUGAAAUCGACAGUGAUCGCAGCACUCCUUCCUCUGUCAAAAUCCUCGCAGAUAUGCGCCGCUGUGCGUUCGAUCUUGAUUUCUUAAUAUCACGACAACCGCGCACGUCGCCAUCUUCUUCGUCGUCGUCCUCAUCCUUCCCUAUGCCCAACAACGCAAUACCAACAGACCCGUCCAUGAUAAAACAUCCAAUAACGCGAAACCCCGCCCCGAACGAACUCGAGUACCUCGACGUGUUUGGCUUCUUCAACGUUCCCCGCAUCCCCAUCCUACCGAUGGAAGACGAGCCAUCAACAACCACGACAACAAACAUGAACCUCACCAACAACACAAAUGAUAAUAUCACCAAUAGCAAUCCAAUAUCGAUCCCCGGUCUCACAGCAGCAGAAACAAAUACCACAUCCACCGCACCAACAGGCGCAGAAACAGGAACUGGGACAGGGACAACAACGCCUCAUCCACACGGAAACGAAUUCAAUAUCACGAAUUAUCUCAUCCCGACUCCUGAAACGGAUUGGUUAUUUCGAUGAACAAUAAAAUCAAAGAUUGAUCAUAAAAUUAUUUAAAUGACUCGACUGGAGAAGCAAGUCAGUUUCGACUCUCAUAUAUGUAUUUGUACAGUACACAUUUUUUUAUUUUUAUUUUUAUAUAUUUAUUCAUUUUUCGUUGAUGGGGGGGUUUUUUUUAAUUUUUUUUUAUUUCGCGGCUGGAAAUCCGUGAAUGUCUCUUUCAAGAUGUCUAUUAUUAUAUCAUACUUGUCGACGAUGGUUAACUACCCACAUCUUUCUCCAACUUUACUCCAUAACUUACUCCACAGCUCGGUUCGGAGAUCAUGUCAUGUCAUUAUUUCAUUUACGGAGCAACUACGGAUAAGGAUACGGAUAAAAUCAAGAUAACCCCACCUCAACGUCAAUGCGAUUACGUGAUGAUUAUCUUGCUACCUACAAUGACA